AAGUCGACUUGGCUGCUGAUUAUUGCGAAUUUUGUAAUUUUUCAUUCUUUUUUUUCUUUUUUGACUAAACUAUGAACUCGUUAGUUUUGAUCUUACGCGAAGUAAACUGAUUGUAGAUUAUUUUAUUGGAAUAUAAGUGGAUUUUAUAAAUUUUGUAUAUCCAUUGAUUUAUUUUUAUCCAAGUGUCAAAAUCUUUAACUUUUUUUUUUGUUCGCGCUAAAAACAUCUAUGAUGGACAAACUUUAAAUUUUUCAAGUUUCUUGGAACUUUAACAAAUUCGGGGUAACAAUCGGAUAUUUAAUGUUUGACGGGAACCACGUUCACCCUGGUGAAAUCAAAUGGCACUCCCGUGUUACGUUUCAACUAGUCAGCCUCGUAAAGAAAUUCUGUACACGCCUAUGCCAGUAGGCAAUAAAAUGACAGCCGAAAAUGGAACUAAGAAGUGUUUGGAAGUUUCGUCGCCGCCUGAGCACGAAUCAGCUGAUUACGAAAAAGCCGCGUCCGCAGCCGGUUUUGGACUUUUUAAUUAUCUUCUUUUGCUCGCCGCCAUACCUGCCGCUUGGAGUAGUUUAUUUAAUAUGGGAAGUGCCACGUUUAUUUUAGUCGCUGCCGAAUGCGAUCUUAGUCUUACCACUAUGCGUAAGGGAGUCCUUCUAUCGGUUGUCUAUAUAGGUAUGAUGACCACUGCUUUCUUGUGGGAAUUGCUGAAGGAUCGUGUGGGAAGACGUUUACCCGUACUAUAUGGCUUACUGGCUAAUGCAUGUUGCAAUAUAAUAAUUAGUAUGUUAAAUUCAUACCAGUUGAUAGUCGUACUUAAAUUUGUUACAGGAUUUUUAGUGACCGGUCCUUUGGAUAUGUUGACAACGUAUUUAAUGGAAUUUCAUGGUGCAAAGAACAAAGCACUUUUUGCAAAAUGGAGCGGAAUUCUCUUUGGUUUAGGAAAUAUUUUGCUGCCAGCUCUGGCUUUUUACAUAGUACCUCAAUCCUGGUCGUUUACUCUGAUUCAGGAUCAAUUAGUUUAUAAUUCGUGGCGGAUCUAUCUUUUGAUCUGCUCGCUUCCUUCGGUCGUGGGACUCGUGACGAUUUCCAUACUUCCGGAAAGUCCGCUGCAGCUGAUGAAAAGCGGAAGGAGCGACGAGGCGUUGAAGUUAUUCAAGAAAAUGUAUUCAAUGAAUACGAGAAAGUCUGCUGAUACUUUUCCGAUAAAAGAAUUGCUCCCCGAGGAGAAGGAGGUGGAGUGUAUAUCAGUGAGAAAAAGGAAUUCACGAAAAAUACUAAAAGAAUGGACGGAAACGAAAGUGCUCUUCUCUAGACCCAACAAUUUUAUUUUCAUUGGCGUACUUUUCAUUCAAUUUUCCAGUAUGCUCGGAUCCAACACUCUACGCCUAUGGUUACCACAGCUGUUCUCAUUGUUAGGAAACUUCGUUACCGACUAUCCCGAACGCGGUAUGUUAACCAUGAGCGAGACGCUGCGUUAUCAAGCAAUGACGUCGCCAGGGAAUCAGGCGACAAUUAAUUCCACGAUCACUUGCAUUCCGCCUAACUUGGAACCGAUUAUUCUCCUGAAUUCAACUAUAAUCACUACUGCAACUGUCUUUGGCGCUAUUUUUGCUGGUCUCGUCGGCACCGAAUCCACGCGACGAAGAAUCAUAUUGGUUUUGACGUUGGCCGCUGGCGCUGCGAGCAGCUUUGGAAUUAAUUGGGGCCAAUCCGUACCGUCGAUGCUGGUCAUGGCGGCGUUAAUUAUAUCGACAGCACGAAUUGCAAGUGACACCGUUAACGUGUCGAGUAACAAAGUCAUUCCGAAUACAUUGCGAGCCACUGCCGGAAGUCACGUGACAGCUGUUGGACGGCUUGGUGUUGUUUUUGGAAGUCUGAUGUUUCCGAUUUUUUUAGAAAUUGGUUGCCUACCUGCACUUAUGUUUUUAGGAUCCAUUCUUACAGCAUCAUCAGUCUUGUCGAUCUUCUUGGAGAGAGGGCCCACGGACUAACAGACAGCUGGACUUCACUGUUAAAAUAAACCCAGUCUAGUGCAUCGAUCGUUUUUUAGAUAGAAAUUGCAAUGACGGCUCAAUUUGUUCCUGAUCCUCGUGUCGGAGUCUGUACUGAAUAUCAAAUAUUUAUUUCAUGUUUUGUACGUCGAACUGAUAACAAGCAUGGGGUAGGUAAUAUUGGCCAUCAUACGCGAAAUGAUAUUUCAGAAUCUUUUUGGGGUAAUUAUCAACUAUACAAGAAUAGGAAUGUUUUGGCCGUUAGACAAAAAAGCCUUUAGUCUAUGUUAAUAAAUGGCUGUAUUUUAUUUAUUUGAAAGAAAUAAGUUCCCAAUGGGCUAUUUCAAAAUUAACGAAUAGACGUACAGUCGAUGAUCGAUCCAACGAGCGUUGAGAUUUUCAAUGGGAUUUUUAUAUUUAAAAAAAUGUCGAAUCGAACGCUUGAUCACUCGAUUGAAUUGCAGUUGCGUUAUCAGGAAUCUCAAUUUUCUUUUUAAGCCCACUUUCCCUUAUUUCUUAUAACAUAAAUUUGUCUGAAUCCAUCCAAUAUCUGUACUUAGCUUAGGUCGUUAAUGUGAUAAAUUCGCUCUGUGAAUUCCUAGUAAAAUGAAUAAGGUGUUGUAUAAAGUUGUUUAAAGAAUAAAAUUAAAAAUUAAAAAAAAAAAUUGAUAACAUUACGUAUGCUGAGGUAACAAAAGACUUUUUUUUAUUU
Molecule: messenger RNA, 2703 nt
Organism: Cephus cinctus (wheat stem sawfly)
Lineage: Eukaryota; Metazoa; Arthropoda; Insecta; Hymenoptera; Cephidae
Product: synaptic vesicle glycoprotein 2C
Exons: 12
Coding region: 339-1991 (550 amino acids)
Biological process (GO): transmembrane transport
Cellular component (GO): membrane
Molecular function (GO): transmembrane transporter activity
Source: RefSeq, a predicted model, not a curated record